AUGAUGAGAGCUUUGUCGACGUCGUCUGUGUCGUCUUGCGGGGCACCGUCUUGUUCCUACGCUUCUUCAAAUGCGCUGCGUAGAAGAGGAUCGAACAACACCACCGUCGUCCACCGUCGACGUUUUCCUUUGUCGUUCUUCCUGCACCACCACCGAGGGUUUAGGGUUUUUGCCUCGCCGCAGCAGCAGCAACAACGACAAGAAAAGAGCACCCCGGCGGGGGGCGAAAAAAAUGAAGCUUUCGGGGAAGAAGAGUUACCAAACGUACUCGAGGAACUCGAACGAUUUAACUACGUCGGCGCGCAGUUCGUUCGAAGCAACGGCAAGGCGGUGAGGAACUUGUCCAGUAAAAACGGCACCGCGAAGAAGUCGCAAGAGAAGAAUAAGAUGGCGCUGGAAGAGCCGAAGAGGACGAAGAAUAAUAUCGUCAAUGCCGCGAACAACGCGGUGAAUGGGAUGAGCGCGAACAACGGGCAGAUGGUAGUAAAACGAAGCGUUGGGAGGCCGAAGGAGAGCGGGAACGUUGCGGCGGCGGCGGCGAGGAGCGCGACGGGCGACGAGGACGGAGCGUCGGUCGACGAAUCGAACGAAACGCUCAUACCGACCGGGUUGAGAGAAGAGGUGUUUUGCGUGACGACGGUGGAGGAUGCGAAACACGCCGUGGCUAUUUUGAACGAGAAUUUAGGUACGGACGAGGAACCGAAAUAUCACGCGUUGGAUACGGAGGUGUCGCACAUCGACGUGACGUGCCAGACGCCGGUUGGUCACGGGAACGUGAUUUGUUUCUCCGUGUUUGCUGGUCCGGAUGUAAACUUUGCAAAACCCGGUGAGUCAAAGAAAUCGUUGUUGUGGGUCGAUUUGUUGGAUAAAGACAACGUGAGAUUCAACCAAGAGAUUUUUGAUGUGUUUACGUCGUACUUGGAAAACGAGAAAGCGAAGAAAGUGUGGCAUAAUUACUCGUUCGAUCGACACGUGGUUGAAAAUCAUGGCAUUCAGCUCGGCGGGUUCGCCGCGGAUACCAUGCACAUGGCGAGGUUGUGGAAUACGAACCGAAAACUAGACGGUGGGUAUUCGUUGGAAGCGUUGACGUCUGAUGCGGAAGUCAUGGCGGAUUGCGGCGAGAUGCUUUCCGCGUCGGAAACGAUGAUGCGCGCUAAAUUGGGAAUGAAGAAAAUCUUCGGGAAACCAAAGUUAAAGAAGGACGGGACGCCUGGAAAAACGAUCGAGUUACCACCGAUGGAAGUUAUUCAAACGACGGACGAUUCUCGAGACCGAUGGAUUGAAUACGCCGCGUUGGAUGCCAUGGCGACUUGGUUCUUGCGAGAAUCCUUGGAGGCAAAAUUGCGAGGGAUUUCCUGCGACGCGUGCCCGAUUUUGUCGGGCAAACCUCAGUUUAAGAAAUCAACAACGUUGUGGGAUUUUUACACUCGAUACACGCGACCGUUCGGUAACCUUCUCACGCAGAUGGAACGAAACGGUAUGCGCGUGGACUUAGAACACUUGGCAAACGCGGAACAGCUCGCCAUGAGCGACAAGAAAGUCGCCGAAGAGUAUUUCCGCGAAUGGGCGGCGUCCAAAUGCGAAGACGCAAAAUACAUGAACGUCGGUUCGGGAUUACAAAUUCGUCAACUCUUGUUCGCGGGUGCGAGAAAUAAGCGAGGCAACGACAAACCUGGCGUGGAGAAAACGAGAGAGUUUACGCAAGAAUCGCAAGAAUGGCUCGAAUGGGACGCCAAGGGACGAGAAGGCAAAGCGCCGAAAAAGACUUCAAAGAUUACAUUACACGGAAUAACAAAGAGACCGUUGCCGGUGUUGACGUACACGGCGACUGGCCUGCCGGCCGUGUCGAGCGUUGUUUUGCGGCAAUUGGCGGGUAAACCCGGCGCAGCUCGUGAAAUAUGCGACAACUGGGACUCCUUGCCGGAGGCGGAUAAAAAGAAUGAAAAAUUGUCCAAGAUUUGCGGCACGGCGUUUGAGGCGUUUGGGAGAGGUUUCGAAGGCGCACGAGCGUGCGCCGCAAUCGACGCACUCAACGACCUCGCCGCCGUAGAUACGUUGUUGUCUAAUUUUAUCAUUCCGUUACAAGGCGACGAUAUUCGAGGCCCGGAAGGACGCGUACACGGCGCCGUAAAUAUCAACACGGAAACCGGCCGAUUGUCCGCGCGAAGACCUUCGUUACAAAAUCAACCGGCGUUGGAGAAAGAUCGAUAUGGGAUUCGCCGCGCAUUCACCGCCGAGGAAGGUAAAACCUUGAUCGUCUGCGAUUACGGACAGUUGGAACUCCGUUUACUCGCGCACAUGGCGGAUUGUAAAUCCAUGAAGGAGGCGUUCAUCGCAGGCGGUGAUUUUCACUCGCGAACGGCGCUCGGUAUGUACCCGAACAUUCGAGAAGCGAUGGAUAAAGGUGAAUGUUUACUAGAAUACGGUCCGAAACGCGAAGGCGAAGAUGAGGACGCUCCUCAACCGCCGUUGUUGAAAGAUAUGUUCGCCUCGGAAAGACGUAAAGCGAAAGUGUUGAACUUUUCCAUCGCGUACGGUAAAACGGCGCACGGUUUGGCGAAAGAUUUCGGAACGGAUUUAGAAGAGGCGAACAAAACGGUCGAUUUGUGGUACUCCGAUCGCCCGGAAGUUCGAUCGUGGCAAGAAGUUCAACGUAAACACGCGGAAAAACACGGCCACGUGCGCACUUUGUUAGGUCGAACCCGAUCUUUACCGGACGCGAAAUCUCGAAACGAACAGUUCAAAUCGCACGCUUUGCGCGCUGCGAUUAACACGCCCAUCCAAGGCGGCGCGGCGGACAUCGCGAUGUUGGCCAUGUUGAAAAUCCAAAGGUGCCCUCGAUUAAAACAGCUCGGGUAUAAGUUGCUCAUGCAAAUUCACGACGAAGUCAUUUUAGAAGGUCCUGUAGAACACGAAGAAGAGGCGUUGGCGUUGACAAAGGCGCACAUGCAAAAUCCGUUCGAGGACGCCAACGGCGAGAACGUGAACUUGUUAGACGUCGAAUUAGUCGUCGAUGGUGAUUCCGCGAAAACGUGGAUGGACGCAAAGUAA
Bathycoccus prasinos is the source of this 3051-nucleotide messenger RNA. RefSeq lists its product with no specific name. NCBI's taxonomy places the organism in Eukaryota, Viridiplantae, Chlorophyta, Mamiellophyceae, Mamiellales, Bathycoccaceae. The transcript has a single exon. The record is from RefSeq and is a predicted model, not a curated record. Bases 1 to 3051 code for a protein of 1016 amino acids. Gene Ontology annotation, biological process: double-strand break repair; DNA-templated DNA replication. Gene Ontology annotation, molecular function: DNA binding; 3'-5' exonuclease activity; DNA-directed DNA polymerase activity.